Molecule: messenger RNA, 2011 nt
Organism: Hemiscyllium ocellatum (epaulette shark)
Lineage: Eukaryota; Metazoa; Chordata; Chondrichthyes; Orectolobiformes; Hemiscylliidae
Gene: dap3
Product: death associated protein 3
Exons: 14
Coding region: 202-1395 (397 amino acids)
Biological process (GO): apoptotic process
Cellular component (GO): mitochondrial small ribosomal subunit; mitochondrial ribosome
Molecular function (GO): structural constituent of ribosome
Source: RefSeq, a predicted model, not a curated record
AGGUUUUUAACUCUUUCAAUUUAUUCUCCAAAACUCGGCUUCAUGAUUUCCAGAUGACCAGCAAGAGAAUGGGAGAGAGCUGGGGAGAAAUCUCUUUAAACUCAAGGGAGUUGGAACACACUGCCUGACAAUGUGUUCGGAGGUGGAUUCUAUUGGGGCCUCACCGACAUUUCUGUUUCGGACCUGCUGCAGUGUUCCAGAAUGUUGCUGAGGAACCUGUGGAUUGUCGCCAGACUUGGCCGACCGGUAAAUCAUGGCCGUCUGUUUCAUGGAGGCCCGAACAUGUGGGAGAGUUGUACUCAGCCACAGCGACUCACAGCAGCCACAAGACCAGGCUCUGUAUUCAGGACAGGGGAAAUGGAUCCUGGACAUCACAACGAACAGCACGAAGGGCUGCACUACACCAUCUCCCCCAGUGACCUGAAAACGGUCUUCCCUCACGGCCUGACUCAGCGAUUCCAAAAGCAGAUUAAGACUUUCAAUGAAGCCUGUAUAAUGGUCCGACGACCAGCGCUAGAGCUGUUGGCAUGUCUAAAAGCUGCCAAUUACUCUCACCCAGCUAUUCGAUAUGUUGUCUAUGGUCAGAAGGGAUGUGGAAAAACGCUCACUUUGUGUAAUGCAGUCCAUUACUGCGCCAGGCAAGGCUGGUUAAUAGUCCACAUCCCAGACGCUUACCUGUGGGUGAAGAAUUGUAAAGAGCUGAUGCAGUCCUCCUAUAACCAGGCUCGCUUCGACCAGCCCAUAGAGGCCUCGACGUGGCUCAAGAACUUCAAGAUUACCAAUGAGCGGUUCCUAAAGCAGUUGAAAACCCAACAGAGGUACACCUGGAGUAAGCGAGAGGCGACUGAUGAAGGAAGACCUUUGGGUGAAGUGGUGGACCAGGGUUUAACACGAAUGAAGAAUGCCAGUGAUGCAGUGGGUGCACUGUUUAAAGAGCUGAAGGCACAGUGCUUACCUGACACAUAUCGGAUGUUGGUGGCAAUUGAUGGAGUCAAUGCUCUCUGGGGUCCAACUACCAUGAAGAAAGAAGACAGGAGCCAGGUGCGCGCAGAUGAGCUCACCCUGAUCCACAAUCUGAGGAAGCUGCUGAAUAAUGAUUGGUCUGGCGGGGCAGUGAUUACAACGCUGACUCAGACUGGAGCACUAGGAUGUGCAGGCUUAUCGCACCUGCCCCAUCAGCUACUGAGGAAGGAAGGUUUUGAUGCCAUGGAUCCCUUUGUCCCUGUUCAAGUGAUGAACUAUAGCGAGAAGGAGUUUGAGAGUUGCUAUCAAUAUUACAUAGACCGCAAGUGGAUUCAGCAUGAGAACGCUUAUACAGAAGAAGGGAAGAAAGAACUGAUCUUCCUCUGCAACUACAAUCCAAACACGUUCGAGAGAAUCUGCAGCUCCCUCUGAGCCACUCGCGUCUGAAGCACUGCCUCCUUUUAACAAAGGAAAGACCUCUUGAGCAACAUCUCAUCCUUGGGCUCACGUUACACUCUCCCUCCUCUCCGACCCCACUGUCACCCUCUAACCCUGGUCCGUACCUCCGUGAGUGGUCUGUGGGAGCCCCAAGAACUGUGCUGGAUAUUUACCCAAACCUCACGCCCCUGAGCUUUCGGGCAGCUGCUGCUGCUGGCCACUAAAGUCUGCUUUGUCGUUCGUGUCUACGCGCAACUCUCUCAGCUCAGGAACCCGGAUCACUCCCUGCACAAACCUUUGUGAUUUGGAAGCGGAGAUAUCUGAACAUUGAGACUGCUGGCCUAAAGAUUAUGCCCUGACCCUUCACCUUCCUCCACUGAUACUGUCCACUCAGUUUCUAAUUUCUGUUGUUUGUAUUCCAAUUGAACUCAGUGCAGAAAUCCCAUGUCGACAUAUGUGGGACCAGCACUGAGUAUUAACCUUCAACUGGAGCAUCGCAUUCAAGCCAUUUGAAUUGGAACUUAAAGUUUCUUCCAUAUCAUGUCAUUGCAUGCACCAUAUGCAUCUAUUUUAAUUCAUACCUAACUCCAAUUAAAAGCAGUACUCAGUG